AUGGGCAGAGCUUGUCUUGGUGAACAUGCCAGGGGCCCCAAGAAGAUGAGUAGCAUUGAUCACUCGGGAGAGCACUCAGCCGUCCGGACGGAGGUUCCGGACCAGGAUAGCAUCCAGCGCUCAUGGCCCCAAGGUCGCUGCGUCCAGCUCAACAAGGCUAUCACAGCCGUCCACCUGUCCAACGAGAGCAAUGAGGUUUGUAGGACGACGCCCUUUUCGGACGAACAAUCGGACGAGGUCGGCAAGGUCGGGUGCCGCCCUGCUACUCCAGAAUCUGUCCUCGGGAGGUCUAGGGCCAAAGAGGCAGGCCGUCCCAAGGCAACGGACGGCGACCCGCUCGAAAGGCCUAUUACCAGAAUGCUGGAUCGCGUGGCGACUUGCUUGUUGGCUUUCGAACGAGACGAGAUAUUCUUAGGCCAGGCCACUUUUCAUGCUGCCGCCGCCGCCGCCUGCGCUGCUUAUCUGCCAAGGACGAAACAAGGAAAUUUCGACAGCGGAAGGCAGAGUGACGACAUGCCCAUAAAGAUGUUCCAUUGUCGGUCUUUUUUCCCCUUCCUCACGCUGCCCAAAAUUCCCACUGAGUUCCGUCACUGGAGAUGUCGGCAUGUCGGAGGUUAUUGCAGGCCAGGGCCCUGGACGAUCGUGCAUGGGCAACGGGGGGCCAGUGCGAAACACGUACUUCCUGUACGUGUUCCUCCAUUCGUCACAGGAGCAUCGGCAUACUCCUAUGGUUGGUUGGACAAGUGA
This is a messenger RNA of Cryphonectria parasitica EP155, 747 nucleotides long. RefSeq lists its product as uncharacterized. The coding region runs from base 1 to 747 and encodes 248 amino acids. NCBI's taxonomy places the organism in Eukaryota, Fungi, Ascomycota, Sordariomycetes, Diaporthales, Cryphonectriaceae. The transcript has 4 exons. The record is from RefSeq and is a predicted model, not a curated record.